AUGAGACGCAUUCAGGGUCGCGUGACGCGUGAUGAUAUUCGCUCAGCAGGGCUGAGGCGAUGGGAUGGACGAGCUCGAGUGACGACGGACUGGGUCAAUCUUUUUCAUGAGCCGGAGCUAUGCUGGCCAACAGGCGACUGUCUUGUCUACUUGCGGGAACCGGGUCAGUCCAGUCGUGGCCCUGCCUUUCGAGUUCACACCGCCUUCCUCAAUGUCAGAGGAUUCGAAUCUUUGGUGGACCGCUGCGUGGUGAGGAACUCGAUUCAUGCGGCAGUGCAGUGUGUCCUCCCCAACUGCUCGGGAUGUGACCCCCAGGAGUCGGUGCAAGAACUGUACAUCCCAGCACCUCAUGGGGCAAGCCUUGAGGAUAUCUUCAACCAUCACAUUACGACCCGGAACUUCUUUGCGUGGCUCUACAACCGACCGCUGGCUGGCCGGACGCUUGGAUCGGCUUUGGCGGCGCUGAAGAAAAGGGUCGAUGUCUACCGACCUGACGACAGCUCUCAGAAUAAGGUCGAAGUGCUGUCCUUUGCGGAGAAUCAGAGAUAUCUGGACUUCCGAGAGUGUGUUGAUCAUGCUUUGGCAGCUCUCUCCUUGGCCGAGGCUCUCCAGGUUGAGGAUCUUUGGGUGGACGCAUUUGCCCAUUGUGUGGGAAUGAGUCACCGUGGCCUUCGAUCAAGCAUUGAGUAUGCAGGGUUGAGCGCCAAAUCCAAGACUCUCAUCAAUCGUGCCAGGCUGGAGAUGGACAUUCGACUGGACAGGGUCAACAAAUCCGUCGUGACCUUCUUUGAGAACGACGUUUCAGGAAGCUUCCUCGGCCUGCCCCAGCCAGCGAGAGAUCAUCUCAACAAAUUCCGCGCCUUCCUCAAAUCAUUCUACCAUGAGCGUUAUGGUUCUUGGCCGCCUAAUAAUUUCGAAGAAGAGGUUGUCCAGCAAACCAUAUACUCAACUAUGUUCUCGGAUUUCCGGAACCUCUAUCAGCACCUGGUUGAUCCUGAAUCCACGGUUGAUAUGGUAGAAAAGGACAUCUCCAAGACUGGUGGUGUUUGUACUCUCCAGAACAUCCAAGUUUUCGACAAAAAGCACUCGUACGAGCCCCUUGCUCAGCCACUGCCUCUGUUGCCGGAGCCCUUGGAAGCCAGCUCAGGCCCACGCUCCAAGCUUCAGCGAAGAAUGUCUUGGAACCCAAUCCAAAAACGCAGAGCACUCAGGGAAUCACGAAAAGCGCAUGACAAACGCGCUUUGAUUGGUGCCUCCAACCGAGAUCUAUUGGUCAUGGACUGUCCCUUAGUUCGAAAGUACUCCGAGUUCGAGGAGAUGACCGUCGACGACGAUCUUGAGGGACUCUCUGCCAUGGAAGGUCGCAAAGUGAGAUGGAUCCUGGUGUAUGCCGUCCUCCAAACUUUCCAUUCCAUCGCACAGCCCCCAAAGGAAGUCCGCAACACUUCCAACCUAACAUAUUCCCUUUGUUGUCAGCCUCCAAAACAAAAGCCGUGGCAAGAAACACCUCUCCCUCAAGUCCGCACCCUGAACAAGAAGCCGUCUCAGCUGGCUCCUGAUAAUCGCUACUCACAUACUAAUGUGUCGUCUUCCUCCCUGGGUGAGCCACUGACGAGAGGGAGAUCGGCCAAGAUCCGUCGGCGUACGCUCCCUGCGAAUCUACCAGGGUCUUUGAUGUCGUCCUUGUCGAUCAAAACACCGCCAGCCUCCCGGUCGACCUCGCUCAGGAGAUUGAUAUCUCGGGGGGGCCAGACCAGCCGGGAUGAGAUGCCGUCGAAACGGCCUUCGUUCUGUGAGAUCUACGUAGAAGGCUACGGUAACGGUCUGAAUGAAGUUGCUCGCGGGGCCUCUGGCUCUCCUGCGGCCGAGCUGACCGCAGAACCUGAGCCGGUUAUCAAAGAGGACCAGCAAGAACCCCAAGAGCUUCAGGGUGACAUCGUCCAUGAAAUGGCCGCCAACGACACAGAGGACUUAGCUCCACUCCCAUCAUCGGAGGGCUCAGCUACAACGCCGCCGAGCAUGUCUCGUGAAUCUUCCCACUCUUCCGUCAGCAGCGCCUCGUCCGGUGGCCACGAGGACAGCGACGUUGCUCCAAUCACACCGGCAGGUAACGCGGCAUGCACACUCGAAGAAAUUCUCAAGUCUACUGGCACCAUCAAACGACGAAACGACAACCGAUCUGAUCUGGCGUCCACCACAAUGAGGCACCGGCCUCACUCUCUCGUUCUUCGAGGCGCCGUGCCCCACAUCAACAUCAUCAAGAGUGACCGAUACGAUCCAGACUUGGAACUGCCGUACGUGCACUUCAACACACAGACCUGGGACAUGAUUUUGGCCCAAAGACCGAUGACUGCGCCCAGCCCGACCGCCAUCACAGCAUAA
Molecule: messenger RNA, 2382 nt
Organism: Fonsecaea erecta
Lineage: Eukaryota; Fungi; Ascomycota; Eurotiomycetes; Chaetothyriales; Herpotrichiellaceae
Exons: 3
Coding region: 1-2382 (793 amino acids)
Source: RefSeq, a predicted model, not a curated record